GCCGCGCCGGCCGCGAUGUCGUCCCGGCGGGGGCGCGACGACGAGGGGGCCGGAGCCGCGAGGCGGGCGCGGGAACCGGCGGAGCAAGAGCUGCAGCGGCGCCGGGAGCAGAAGCGGCGGCGGCAUGACGCGCAGCAGCUGCAGCAGCUCAAGCACCUGGAGUCCUUUUAUGAAAAACCUCCUCCUGGGCUUAUCAAGGAAGAUGAGACGAAGCCAGAAGACUGUAUACCGGAUGUACCAGGCAAUGAGCAUGCCAGGGAAUUUCUGGCUCACGCGCCAACCAGAGGACUUUGGAUGCCUCUGGGGAAGGAAGUCAAAGUGAUGCAGUGUUGGCGUUGUAAACGAUAUGGUCACCGAACAGGCGACAAAGAAUGUCCUUUUUUUAUCAAAGGCAACCAAAAGUUAGAACAGUUCAGAGUAGCACAUGAAGAUCCCAUGUAUGACAUCAUACGAGAGAAUAAAAGACAUGAAAAGGAUAUAAGGAUACAACAGUUAAAACAACUACUGGAGGAUUCCACCUCAGACGACGAAGAUGGGAGCAGCUCCAGUUCCUCAGACUGUAAGGAGAAACACAAGAAAAGGAAGAAGAAAGAAAAGCAUAAGAAAAGGAAGAAAGAAAAGAAAAAGAAGAAAAAACGAAAGCAUAAGUCCUCCAAGUCAAAUGAAAGUUCAGACUCGGACUGACAGGCUGUUGACCAUGCAGCAUUCUCGUCUCUGAGAUCUAACACUGGCCAAAGCACAGAGGCACGUGGGAUCAGGGAGGACGAGGAGGGAGUGACACCAAGACGGAGGCCAUCUGGUGUCACACAUGUGACUCACCUGCCUUCCAGUGAAGACGUGACCACAGGAGCGGGAGUUAUAUCGUCCCAGGUGCUAACUCGAGAGUGGCUGAUUUCAGGCCGGAAAGCUCUUUCAGCUCCUCCUCCCUGCUGAGCACUGUGGUUUCUGAUUCCUCAGAAGAGUCAGGGCGGCCGGACUAAGGGAGUCUCCGAGGACGCUCCUCCAGGUGCUGUCACCCUCCAGAGCGAGGCUACUUAAUCCCCAGACUUCAGCCUUGACUUUUCUCUGCUGUUGAGGAUAAUAAAAAGUCAUUAUUUAUUU
This is a messenger RNA of Rhinolophus ferrumequinum (greater horseshoe bat), 1101 nucleotides long. Its product is annotated as retinitis pigmentosa 9 protein. The transcript has 6 exons. The coding region runs from base 16 to 684 and encodes 222 amino acids. Gene Ontology annotation, biological process: RNA splicing. Lineage: Eukaryota; Metazoa; Chordata; Mammalia; Chiroptera; Rhinolophidae. The record is from RefSeq and is a predicted model, not a curated record.